GCUAAAACUGAAGGCAGCUGUGAGCAAAUCCGAAGUGUGAAAGCUUUAAAGAACAAGGAGGGAAAAAAAACAGUAAAAGCUGUAACAUUUUCAUAGCUUUAGUCUGCUUGCUUAGGUCCUCUCUCUCCCUCUGAAAUAACUAACUGUGUCUUUAUCUCAAGGUGUGUAAGUGCCUUAGUCUAGUGUCUUUGCAAUGACCUGGAGUGACCUGGUCUUUAGAGUGGAAGAUGUGGAGCGGACUGUUACCUCCAGGACUGAAUGAAAGUGAUGUUGACUUAAGCUCUGAUGAUGGAGAUGCAUUGGAUAGUGCAAUAUCCUUAUCAAAGGAAGAUACAAAAGAAGAUGUUGAAAGAGUUCAGCUUUCUGAAUUCCAGGAGAGUGAACCUGAAAGUAUCGCCAUCAGUAAACCCCUGUUGAUACCAGUGACAGAUGGAGAAAGUGAAUGUCAAACGUGCCCUUCUGGAGUUUCUUUAAAUAUGUGGAAUAAAUUUGUGGAGCUUCAGAAGAAAAAACAUGAGAUGAAAACCCAAGCAAAUCAGGGAAACAGAGGCCAAAAAAGAAAGCGUUGCAGAAAAGAAAAACUGAAAAAGAACAAUAAAGAAGUGACCGAGAGUCAACAGUUGGCAAAUGAAGCCCAGUGGAAAGAACUUACACAAUACUUUGGUAUCAAUGACAGAUUUGAACCACUUGUGAAUAGCAGGGCUCCACAAAAGUCUGGCCUUGAGCUUAGAAUAGAGAAGUCUGUGGCUGAAGGUGACAUUGAUAAAGCUGAGGAGCUGAGUGAUAGAUUAGCCAUUCGUGAGCUUGGGGUGAAAAUUGCCAAAGCCGCUGCUUGCCGCAACUUUGUAAAAGCCAAACAAGAAGCAGAGGCUGCCCAAGAAGCUAGAAAGAAAAAGAAGCUUGCUUGGGGAUUUGAAGCUAAGAAAAGAUGGGAAACAAAAAGCAACAUGGGAUACAUGUAAUUCAUGUUGUUUACCUCAGGAGUCAUAUGCCUGUCUUUAUCUGCAGAAUCUUUGUGGGUGACUUGUUCUCAAAUCUAAACCAAAAAACAAUGCUGCUAUUUAAAAAAAAAAAGGCAUCUAAUUCUUUGUGUUGCUUUUCAUGCUGUUACAGUAUCUUGUUUCAAGUCUCUAUUACAAAGUAGCAAAAAUACUCAUAGAAACACUCUCUUGACAUUUAGGUAGUAUUGUUCACCAAAAUGUGAAAAUCUAGGAUAAAGCAUUGUAGAUAAUACCAUUUUGGAGUGAUAGUGUUCUGUAAAGCAGUAAUAAAAUAUUUGAUCCGAA
Messenger RNA from Struthio camelus australis, 1286 nucleotides. The record is from RefSeq and is a predicted model, not a curated record. Lineage: Eukaryota; Metazoa; Chordata; Aves; Struthioniformes; Struthionidae.